UCUGAAGUCGAUGAAGGCAUUUCAAAUAAAAAGCUUUCUAAAAUAAUGCUUCUUAAAUCAUCAUCGUAGUGAAAUAUACCUGAAUAUGUCAUAAAUGGCGAACGUGAACCUAGCAAUUGCAACAAUGGAGCCCCGUGAAAGAAACAGCGGGUGCUCCGAGCGUGCCCCCUCAGGUGGGGUAUUGUUUCCACUCUCCGAAGAAGCACCCUUGGAGACCUAUAAUGGGUUACGAAGAAAUCGAGGUCACGCCUAUGCCAUCUCAACCUAUAACCAACACGAUGGUGGAUCCAUGCUACACUCCUUCUGGCAUGGCGGCAGAACCGCUCAGGUUCCCCAACCUAGUGACCGGGUUCGACCGAAGCCCAGAGCAUGCGGCGCGCGCGGCCUUGUACACGCGCUACACGCAGUACGAGUGGAACCAGAACAGCAUCAAAAACUAUAAUGAGUCCGAUGCCAAGAGGAACUUCUCUGAGAGGGUUCGGAAUGACAUUAUGCGGAUGCUCAGGGAGACUGACGAAAUCGGAACUCAGGGGCAGAGGGACUCUGGUAGGCGUAUCGGCGAACGAAUUACUGAUACCACAUUUUGGAGAAAUGAGGUGUCUAUUGAAAUGGAGCGCUUAGUGGCGACGUGCGAGAAACUGAACGAUACCAGGAGGCAACUAGAGCGAGCCAUCGCGGGCAUCGAAGGGCCGCUGCAUAUCGUGCAGGAGUGCCUCUACCAUCGUGAAAAGAGACAGGGUUUGGAGCAAGUGCACGAUGCGGUGGAGCAGUCGCUCCUCAAGGAAGUAGCUAUUCUUCGCGAGAGCCAGGAUAAAUUCCGAAAUAUGCUUGAAAAGGUCCGGCAACAGUCAAAGAACUGCCGCGCGACGCAAAAUGAGUUGGAGACGGAUAUGCGCAACAAGGAGUACGCUCUCGGCAUUGACUCAAUGUGCCACCAGCUCAACAACUUCUCGAAGGGUCUGCAAUUCUACGCGGGCAUAGAGCGCUACGACCCGACGGUGUGUGACACGGAGCGUUGGGCGGCCGCCAGCGCAGCCACUCUGCAGCGCUCGCAGUCCGAACGCGCUAAAGCUGUGCAGAUGCUGUCUGACGCUGAAAACUUGAUCAAUGUAUCAGCGACAGAGAUUUGGGACCAAUGGAGUAAUACGAAUAGUGCCUUCACUCGCCGCAUCGCUGAGACUAUUGAAAUCAAGAAUAAGCUGCAACUUCAUUUGCACAAGGUCCAACAAGAGAUGUUCGACGUGGAGAAGACGUUGGAGUUGCUGAACAAGGCGAUAGAGGACAAGUUGCAGCCCAUGCGCGUGGCGCACACGCGCCUGCAGGCCCGCACCGCGCGCCCGCACCUCGAGAAGUGCCGCGACGAGGCGCAGCACAGACUCGUCAAAGAAGUCUGCGAUCUCCAAGAGACUAUGGAAACUCUGCGCUCCAAAAUAGCCACAGCGGAGGGAACGCACCAGACACUUCUAGGAGUGCGCGCCGGGCUCGAAGCGGACCUCCGCAACAAGAGCACGACGCUCUUCAUAGACCGAGACCAGUGCAUGGGGCUGCGCAGGGGAUACCCCGUCACUGCCGCUAUCAAGGCCUAGGCCAAAGUUAGUCAAUCGUAAAAUGUCGGUAGUUGUUGUUAAAUUGUUCAGUAUUGUUUAAUUUGUUUGUUUGAGGAAAUAAAUUUGUUUAUAAUUA
Molecule: messenger RNA, 1683 nt
Organism: Pararge aegeria (speckled wood butterfly)
Lineage: Eukaryota; Metazoa; Arthropoda; Insecta; Lepidoptera; Nymphalidae
Product: tektin-3-like
Exons: 11
Coding region: 222-1586 (454 amino acids)
Biological process (GO): cilium assembly; cilium movement involved in cell motility
Cellular component (GO): nucleus; microtubule cytoskeleton
Source: RefSeq, a predicted model, not a curated record